AUGGAUUCUUUUUUAAAUAGAUUAAAUAUUAUUUUUUAUUCUAUGGCUUUUUGCUUUUUCAUCUUAUGCCUUUUUAAUUAUGGGACAUCAUUUUAUUUAUUUGAUGAGAAAGAAAUAAAAACUCAAAUAAAAGUAAAUCAUGUAAAAAGAUUUGUUUAUAACAGAUAUAUAAAGGGGGAUGAAGUAGUUUUAUCGUUAGACUUAUCAUUUGAUAUGAGAAAAGCAUUUAAUUGGAAUUUGAAACAGUUAUUUGUUUAUGUGUUAGUAACUUAUGAAACCCCAAAAAAAGUUAGAAAUGAAGUCAUUAUACAGGAUUAUAUAAUAACUAAGAAAAAAUAUGCAAAGAGAAAUUAUAAAAAUUUUUUAACUAAAUAUUCACUAAAAGAUUAUUCCAAUGGAUUAAGAAAUAAUUUAAUUCAUUUACAAGUAUGUUAUAAGUAUAUGCCUAUUGCUGGAUUUACAAGAUCUUUUGAAGGGGAUAAAAUAUCUUAUAAAUUGCCAUCAGAUUAUUUUGAUAAUUUGCCAUCAAAUUAUCCAUUUUAUUAUCCAGAUAAAUAA
Molecule: messenger RNA, 558 nt
Organism: Plasmodium relictum
Lineage: Eukaryota; Apicomplexa; Aconoidasida; Haemosporida; Plasmodiidae
Gene: SPC3
Product: signal peptidase complex subunit 3, putative
Exons: 1
Coding region: 1-558 (185 amino acids)
Biological process (GO): protein targeting to ER
Cellular component (GO): membrane; signal peptidase complex
Source: RefSeq, a predicted model, not a curated record